AGCAACCAUGGCUGGCCAUGACUCAGGAUCUCAACACCAGUUCACUGGAUUUCAGAAGUACUUCAAUUCCUAUACUAUCACAGGCAGGAGGAAUUAUGUAAUAGCAACAUACACAGGCAUUGCAAUGCUCGUCUUGUAUUUCAAGCUUAGACCCAAAAAGAAAACUCCUGCUGUAGCAGAUAAGUAAAUGGUUGCUGGCAUGCCUGAACCUCCAGUCUGUGUCAGUGUAAUUCAAGCUGAUGACCUGUUAUGGUUAAUAAAAUAUAAACAAUUACUUGUUUUAUUGGAAAUAUGAAGUGGUCCAAAAAA
Phaethon lepturus (White-tailed tropicbird) is the source of this 309-nucleotide messenger RNA. It is a transcript of the gene ATP5MK, whose product is annotated as up-regulated during skeletal muscle growth 5 homolog (mouse). The transcript is spliced from 3 exons. The record is from RefSeq and is a predicted model, not a curated record. The coding region runs from base 8 to 187 and encodes 59 amino acids. NCBI's taxonomy places the organism in Eukaryota, Metazoa, Chordata, Aves, Phaethontiformes, Phaethontidae.